Messenger RNA from Aplysia californica (California sea hare), 818 nucleotides. RefSeq lists its product as uncharacterized. The coding region runs from base 143 to 487 and encodes 114 amino acids. The transcript is spliced from 3 exons. NCBI's taxonomy places the organism in Eukaryota, Metazoa, Mollusca, Gastropoda, Aplysiida, Aplysiidae. The record is from RefSeq and is a predicted model, not a curated record.
GAGUCCUGUAUUUUCGUCUGUUUCCUUAAGUACAUGUAUGUUUAUCAUGACUCCUGUAUACUUUGUUUUUCCUUUUAACUUUUAUUUACUUUCUUAAUGCUUUCCAGUAAUAUAUUUUAGUUUGUUUCCUGUUAGGUUCACAAUGAAAGUCCUAUUUCUAGCUUUGUUGGGGGUCUGUGCCCUUGCAUCUGUGGCAAGAGCGGAUGACUGGGAGGACUGGAUUGCAGCUGCCCUCCUUGCUCAAGUCAUAAGCAAUGGCCAGCAGUGUGCUGCCUGGGGUACAGUCUGCACUGCCAACAGACCGUGCUGUCAGUAUCUCGGCCAUGGACCCAUGGGAUGCUUCAACAACCAAUGUUUGCAGGCACAGUGUGGUUAUGAGGGGCAGGAGUGCGGCGCCUUUAUCGGAGAAUGUUGCUGGCAUCUGGGUCUUCAGUGCACCGGGGACUUCUUAGGAGGCCGAUGUGUCAAGAACACUCUUGGCAAAUAAGCUGACAGACUCAUUGGAUUAAAUAUUAUGUUCUUUAUAUGUUUGUAUGGGAGACCAGCCCAGUAGUUAUGUAAUAAUAUCUGAUUUGUGUCGACGUUUUCCUUGUAAUUGCUUUAGAAGGUGUGGUUAGCCUAGCCAUGCUGUCUUUUCAAUUUUCACCAAAUCAAGAAUAGGAUACAGUAGAGCUCGGAAAAUAGGCAAACGUUAUAUUUCGUACAUUUUACGUACUUCCCCGUGGCUAGUGUUAGACGUUGUAAGUUGAUUCUGUGUCAUGCUGGCCUGUAUCGUACGGAAGCAACGAUGCCUAUAUCGAUGGGCGCUUCUUGAUAUA